GGCUCCGCCCCCUUCUAUCAAACAUUGCGGAAACAGAUUAAUUAUUGGCCUAAACAAGAUGGGGGCAGCGUUGGACACUCCGGCCAGGUGUCCUCUCUGUAACGACACGACUGGGGACCCAGUCACCCUAAAAUGUAACCACCGGUUCUGCCAACGCUGUAUUGGAGACUUAUGGAGCGUUGCCCCGAACGGACCAUACCACUGUCCGGAGUGGAGGUGCAAGACUGUGUAUCAGACGCUGCCGUUUGAUAAAAGUUUGAUUCAGACCCGUGUCCCGGGUAAAUGGGCAGCGCCUCCCACUGCUGCAGGCACAUCUGCUAAUGAUAAUCAAUCGGCACUGGACUCAGAAUUAAGGAGACCUUCACUCACUAGCCGCCUUCUUGGGAAAAGAAAAGCCAGCGCACCUGUUUCAGAGCAGCAUGUCACAAAGAAAGCAACUCCCUCUCAUCCUUUCACUGACACCGGGACUUCCACUUCUUCUUUGUCAGAUAAACCCGGGCAGUCGACUCCUGUGUUGACAUCUGAAGUAGCAGCAAGUCCAGCAUCUACACAGUCUGAACAUGGUGAUGGCACAUUCAUCAGCAAGAGCUCUGACAGCAAGGUACCUCCAAACGAUGAACUCGGAGACUUCCCGGUCACACAGAACCAACACAAAUCAGACGACUCCGACAGCUCCAGUGAAGUAGAUCUGUGUGACGCUCCUCAUCCUCCAGCCUCCAAGAAAGAGACGGGUGUGACAGGAUCUCGUGUCUCACCAAAGAAGCCCAUCUUGCCUGCCAGCUCUAACUCCAAUCCUGGUGUCUCGGAUCCUGGGAGGAAACCAGAUCCACCACAGCAAGACAGCAAGUCACCUUUGAGCUCUACUAAGAGUCCUGCAGCUGCUUCAGGUCCCUUGAGUCGCACUUCCAUCUUCCUGAGGCCUCAGAACAAAACCAACAGCCCUGUCCCCUGCCAUUAUUGUCCUAAAGCUGCAUGUGAGCCAGCAGUGAAGACCUGCCUGGUGUGUGGAGCGUCCAUGUGUAAAGAACACCUCCGUCCCCAUCUGGACUCACCAGUCUUCCAGAAUCAUUCCCUAGUUCCUCCUGUGGAGGACAUUUCAUUGUGGAGGUGCCAGGAGCACCAGGAGAUAAACCGCAUCUACUGUCGACAGUGCAGCGUGUGUGUGUGUACGGUGUGUACCGUCAUCGGCUACCACCGGGACCACGUCUUCAUCAGCAUCAGGGAGGCAGAGACGGAGCUCAGAACGAACCUGAAAGACGAGAUCAAACACCUGCAGGAAGCUGAACAGAAGGUUAAGAACAGACUCGCUGAACUCACGGGGAAGAAAGAAACUUUCAGAGUGGAUUUAACGGAGGCACAAGACAGAGUGAAACAGCAAUAUGGAGCCAUCAGGGAGGCCCUGGAGCAAGAGGAGCAGUCAGCUCUUCAGUGUGUGACCAAGGAGGAGAACAGGGUCUUGGGGGGUCUGGAGAAGAAACUUGGUGUCCUUCAGAGAUCUCUGGAGUCCAUCCAGAGUGGGCUUCACACACUGGAAAACCUGGCUGAUGCCAGAGGGGACACACGUAUUCAAGACCAGGCCUUCAUUAUGGAAUACAGCAGAACAUCUGAACUGACUAAUGAGGUGGGGAACUGUGUGGAGCUGUUCGAGGCCCCAAAAGUGGAAGAAGUGGACCAUGCUCGUCUGAACUGUCUGCAGAGAUGGACAGAGAGACGUCUGGACAAGGUCGUUCUCGCCAUGCCAGGCAAAGACGGAGACCUCUACAGGUUGCUGUAUGGCACCAUUCCUGUCUUGGAUGCGGACACGGCCCAUCCGAAGCUGCAGCUGUCCGAUGACAACAGGAGUGUGGCCUACGCCGAUUCCCAGCAGGCUUACGUGGAGCACGAAGGUCGCUUCAGCUCCUUCCCUCAGGUGCUGGCCUCCUCUGCCCUGAAAGGGGGUCGCUGGUACUGGGAGGUGAGGGUGUGUGUAGACGACGGCCGCUGGAAGGUGGGUGUGUGUGAGGGUCAGAUAGAAAGGAAGGGCCAAAAGGACAGCUCUCGGCUGGGGUUCAACAGCUACUCCUGGUGCCUGGCGUGCGAUAAGAAGAAGGUGGAGGCGCUGCACAGCAAGGAGUCGGUCCCUGUGAAGGCAGAUGGGCUGCAGAGAGUGGGAGUGUUCCUGGACUUUGAAGAGGGCAGUUUAUCGUUCUUUAAUGUGACACCAGGGGGCAGUCUUGCCUUACUGUACUCCUACCAGCACAGAUUUUCUGAGCCUCUUUACCCAGCAUUGUCUGUGUCUAAAACACAGCUCACCAUUUGUGAUCUGUUUUAGACAUAAAUGGAACAGAUCUUUAGGAAAUGAUUGAAAAAAGAACGACUGAAAUAAGUUCCUUGUUCUGUGAUUUACUUUUUUCAGUAAACGUUCAGCUGAAAGUCUACUGUAUAAAGAAAAGUGGAUCAUUUUUGUGCAUUGUUUUAAUUAACCGCUUGUUUUUGUUUUAAAUAGGAAAAAUGUGUAUGUUUCUCUGACAUGUUGGUUUUCUGGUGCCAAAUAUUUUUUUGGCACUGGAAUUGUACAAGACAACUAAAGUCUUAUUCGGGUUUUUAUACAACAUUCCAACGAGCAUCACACCACUUUGCUGUCUUCAAACAUGAUUUUUAACAUUCCAACUGUCUUUUAUUUUUAAAUCAUUGCCAUGUUUGUCCUUUCAUAAAAAUAAAAUGUGUUCCAAAAACAAA
Messenger RNA from Nothobranchius furzeri (turquoise killifish), 2718 nucleotides. RefSeq names its product tripartite motif-containing protein 14. NCBI's taxonomy places the organism in Eukaryota, Metazoa, Chordata, Actinopteri, Cyprinodontiformes, Nothobranchiidae. The record is from RefSeq and is a predicted model, not a curated record. Gene Ontology annotation, molecular function: protein binding; zinc ion binding.